This is a messenger RNA of Quercus robur (English oak), 1309 nucleotides long. RefSeq lists its product as uncharacterized. Bases 791 to 1252 code for a protein of 153 amino acids. The record is from RefSeq and is a predicted model, not a curated record. NCBI's taxonomy places the organism in Eukaryota, Viridiplantae, Streptophyta, Magnoliopsida, Fagales, Fagaceae. The transcript is spliced from 3 exons.
UACUGUGAAAUUGAAAAUUUGUUACUGAGAAGGUUCAUUUUUCAUUUGAUUGGGAAAUUUUGGGUUUUGAUUUGAAAUUGAAAAUUUGUUACUGAGAAUGUUGUUUUGGCUACUGAGUUCUAAUUCGAAUGGCAUUACGAGCUAUACAAUUAAAAACGUAAUGGUUUUGGUUGAUUUAUUGAAUUUUUAGUUAAUCUGUGUUGAUGCAUGUGUCAGUUUUUUUAUAUCUAAUUUAUUUUUGGUGGAAUGUGCUUGAAACUUACAUUUUGCAAAAACAAAUUGUAUUCUUAAAAUUGAAGUCUUCCCCUGAUGAGUGGUUUUAGUUUUGGAGGAGUAUAUGCUGAGAAUUUGGGAUUUUUUUUUUUUUUUUCAAUAUGUAUUGGUUUUAUUUGAUGGAUGCAUGAUUGUCCACCUGUUGUUGUCUCAUGUUUUGGCAGUGUUACUAGUUUGGGACCUAAUUUGUUCACCAAAUUCUGCAACUUAACAACUCUCAAUUUAGUGAAUGUACGUUUAGGUCUAUCUGAUGUACAGACCAUCUGUACUUGUUGUUUGAGCCUUAUCACUUUGUUAAUGGAUGGGUGUUACCUUCCCCUUAAAUUGAGGAUUUUCAGCUCAUUAGUUCGUUUGAGAAUUUUAACAAUUUGCUUUUGCUUUGAGGUGGAGGAAAUUGAACUGUCAGUUAUGAAUCUCCUUAGAUUUGAAUAUUCUAAUUUACUUUUGGUUAAAACUUCUUUCCUUAAUGUCCCUAAGCUAGAAGAAGUGUGUUUCGGUGUAAUACCGUGAAAGAGACAUGCAUUAUAUUUUCCAACAGCUUGCAAAAGAUCUCCCUAAUCUGAGGAUGCUACAUGUUUCUAUUUCAACUAAGUUGUUCUGCAUACCUAAGAGCAUUGGUAUCUUCAGCAACGUUGAAACUUUGGAGCUGUGUUUCUCUCAAAGAAUGGAAUUUGACGCCUUGAAGGUGAUAGCUAUUCUCAAAGGCUUUCCCCUUUUAAAGAAAUUUUAUAUGAUGAUGCCAUGCCCAAAUGACUUUGAACAAGGAAUGCUUGAGCCUAACGAAAAUGUCCAUGAACUUGAACAUGAACAUUUGAAGGAAGUUCAUCUUGCUGAAUUUUAUGACACCCCAAAUCAAAUUAAUUUUUCUAUUUAUUUGAUCAAACAUGCUUGUGCUCUUAAGGAGGAAUGCUUGUACCAUCCUUGUCACCAAGCACUCCAACUGUAUCGCCACCAUAUAGAACAACUCCUCCAACUCUGACUAUUCAAGGACAUGCACCAUCCAUACUGCUAAGUCCUUCACCAGUUAAGAAGACUG